This is a messenger RNA of Vitis riparia (riverbank grape), 995 nucleotides long. RefSeq lists its product as uncharacterized. NCBI's taxonomy places the organism in Eukaryota, Viridiplantae, Streptophyta, Magnoliopsida, Vitales, Vitaceae. The transcript has a single exon. The record is from RefSeq and is a predicted model, not a curated record. Bases 214 to 564 code for a protein of 116 amino acids.
GAGUUUACUUCAUGGAACUUCAGUUUCCUCUGGUCGGUCCCAUCCAAAAGGGUCUUCUCUUUCUCCAGCCUACACCCCAACCACAAGACCAUAGUAUCAUAGAUCAUUUGAAAACCUCCCUUUCUAGCACUCUAGACUUUUUCUACCCACUUGCAUGCCGCCUUGGCACCUCCGUGAACGACGACAAUACCAUUUAUUUCUUCAUCGACUGUAAUGGCCCCGGCCGGAGCUCAGUUUAUCCAUGCAGCUGCCCAUGGCGUCACCGUGGCCGAUAUCCUUGAGCCUGCCUACGUUCCUCCGAUCGUCCAUUCUUUUUUUCCACUCCAUAGAACUCAGAACUGCAAUGGCGUUUCGGAACCGUUGCUGGUGACUGAGCUUGUUGAUGGCGUCUUUAUUGGUUCCACUAUCAAUCACAUGAUCGUGGACGGCACAUUCUUCUGGUAUUUCUUCAAUUCAUGGUCGGAAAUCUCUCGGGGUUCCAAUGAAAUAACCCUAUCUCCCGUUCUCGAUCGCUGGUUUGUUGAUGAUCCCACUACCCCAUACGAAUUCCUCGGUCGCUACUAGUCUGCUAGGCGCACAAGUGCACCACUGCAAGAGAGGAUUUUCCACUUCACAAAAGGAAAAAAAUGCAGUGCUCAAAGCAAGAGCUAAUGCAAAAAUGGGCACCCACAAAAUUUCCUCUUUGCAAGCCCUCUUGGCCCAUCUUUGGCGAUCCGUUAUUCGUAACAGGCGUUUACUAGAGGAUCAAGAGACUAUGUACCGGUUCCCAACAGGUAUGAGCCCAAGGCUGCGUCCUCCAUUGCCCCAGCAAUAUUUUGGGGCUCCAGUUCAACUGGGAAUGGUUACGAUGAAAGAAGGGGAGCUACUGAAGCUGGGUCUUGAUCAUGCGGCUUGGCAGUUGAACAAGGUGAUUUCUACUUACACUGAAGCAGAAGCUAGCCAUCAACUUCUUGGAAUCUUGGGUGAAGAUCCCUAAGCCAUCAACUUCUUUGUUA